Messenger RNA from Notothenia coriiceps (black rockcod), 1792 nucleotides. It is a transcript of the gene scrn3, whose product is annotated as secernin 3. Gene Ontology annotation, biological process: proteolysis. The record is from RefSeq and is a predicted model, not a curated record. The transcript has 8 exons. NCBI's taxonomy places the organism in Eukaryota, Metazoa, Chordata, Actinopteri, Perciformes, Nototheniidae. The coding region runs from base 127 to 1392 and encodes 421 amino acids. Gene Ontology annotation, molecular function: dipeptidase activity; cysteine-type exopeptidase activity.
UGAGACUACAGUAGGAACUGUGACGGUGAGCUCAAAUGGAAACCUAAAAGAAAAUAGAAACUUAUAGUGACAGACAGAGCUCAGUAAGACCUAAGACUGGCAGACACAGAAAGUUUUUGAUUCAAAAUGCACCCAUCCUCCUGUGACACCUUCGUGGCUCUGCCCCCCUCCACUGAGAGAAAAUGCAUCAUCUUUGGGAAAAACUCUGACAGGCCUUGUGAUGAAGUCCAGGAGGUGGUCUAUUUUCCUGCCAGAGAUUUCGAUACAGGGGAGAACGUUGAGUGUACAUACAUAGAGAUCGAGCAGGUUGCCCACACUUAUGCAGUGAUGUUGAGCAAACCAGCAUGGCUGUGGGGCGCAGAAAUGGGCGCAAAUGAGCAUCAAGUGUGUAUUGGAAAUGAAGCAGUGUGGGGCAGAGAGAGUGCAGAUGGUGACGAAGCUCUUCUCGGUAUGGAUCUUGUCAGGCUUGGACUUGAGAGAGCGGAUACAGCUGAGAAAGCUGUGGAUGUUAUCACUGAGCUGCUGAAAAAAUAUGGCCAAGGAGGAUCGUGCAUGGAGGAUCAGGGAAGCUUCACCUACCACAACAGCUUCCUCAUCUCUGACAGGAAGGAGGCAUGGCUGCUGGAAACAUCAGGGAAGCACUGGGCAGCAGAGAGAAGACAAGCUGGAUAUCGCAACAUCUCAAACAAGUAUAGCAUAAAAACUAAGAUCGACAAGGAACACCCAGAAUUGAGGAAAUAUGCACAGGGCAAGGGCUGGUGGGAUGGAAAGACUCAGUUCAACUUUUCCACGGUCUACUCCUUUACCACUACAGCCAGAAUAGAAGCUGCUGGGAGCCGAUACUGUGAGGGGAAGAAGUUGCUGAAAAAGAGCAAUGGUCACAUUACUGCUGAGACGAUGAUGGAUAUCCUGAGAGAUAAAGACAGUGGCAUCAACAUGGAGGGCAUGUUCAUGACAACAGGAAGUAUGGUGUCUGUGAUACCCACUGAUCCCACUCUGCCCGGGGUUCACUACUUUACAGCAACUCCAGACCCUGAAAGGUCCGUAUUCAAACCUUUCAUCUUUGUGAAGAACAUUAAUGCGAUUAAUUUGCCGAAGGAGACUACUUCUCCCAGCUAUGGUGCGGAUGACCCUGUCAAGAAGAAACCUCGCUUCCAGAGCAAACCUGACCGCAAACACGAGUUGUUUGUCAAACAUGAACUGGUGGAGGCCAUCAUGGAGUCCUUCAAGGACAGAGGAAAGAAGAUCACAGAAAAUAUGAGGAGACUGGAGAAGGAGAAGAUGACAGAGAUGGAGGAGAUUCUUUCACAUGGCAUUAAGGAACCAGACCUUUUGGUGAAUCUGUUCCCGAGGUGUGUUCAGGAGGAGAUGGCCGUGUACGGCAAGAGCUGAAACCAAAAAACAGAACUGCAGAGACACAGGCAGCAUACGCUUCUACGUUUACCGUUGAAUCAGGCGUAAAAAAACAUGGUUGUAUAAUUAAAUGGAACAAAACUUGAGAAAUUAACAUUGUUGUACAAAAAGUAAAACAGACUUGGAUACCCAUGUUGUACGUAUCGCAUCAUUGACCAGAAAUACUAGGAGGAACAAAUGACAUUAGACGGGACUUGAGGGUUUGGGUAUAACAUUUAUUUUUAAAACACAUCAUUAACACAUACCUAAUAUAUUAAAGUGUUUUUCUUAUCAAAAAUACAUUUUACACCUCCAGUGCGUCCAUCUUAAACGUAAAAGUUUUGCUGCUUUUUAAAAAGCAACAAAACUGUAUAUUUUAGCAGUGUUUUAAAUUAUAUAU